UGGUGUGGGGCAGGGCGCUACGCGAAUUCUAUUGGGUCAAGUACAGGAGUAUAUUGGGCUGCUUUUGGGAUAGGGGGUGUUGUCAGAGGGCAUUUGGGCAAAUUUGGGGGUACGCUGGAGGCCAUUUCAGAAGGAUGGGAGGAGGAGGAGGUGCUCUGGGGAGUGCAUUGAGGCAGGUGUAAGGGGUUCUUCGGUAGGGGGGGCAAUGAGGAGUGCAUUGGGGCAAGUCCAAGGGUUGCUAUAAGGUCAGACCUGCGCCAGAUGUUUGCGACACAGAGUGUGGAGAACAUCCAGUUCUUGCCCUUCCUCACCACCGAUGUGAACAACCUGAGCUGGCUGGGGUACGGCUGCCUGAAGCAGGACUGGACGCUGAUCGCGGUGAACACCGUGGGCGCCGCGCUGCAGACUCUCUACAUCCUGGUGUACUUCUACUACAGCCCUGCCAAGAGGUCGGUGCUGCUGCGGAGCCUGGUGCUGCUGGGAGUGCUGGUCGCUGGCUACUGCUACUUCAACCUCCUCAUCCCCGACAUGGGCACCCGCCUGGCGCACCUGGGGCUCUUCUGCAGCGUCUUCACCAUCACCAUGUACCUCUCACCGCUGGCUGACCUGGCCAAGAUCAUCCGGAGCAGGUCGACGCGCUGCCUAUCCUUCCCGCUGACCGUGACCACCUUCCUGGCCUCCACCAGCUGGACGCUGUACGGCGUGCAGCUCCGUGACCCUUACAUCACGGUCCCCAAUGUGCCGGGGAUUGUCACCAGCGUCCUGCGGUUCUGGCUGUUCUGGCGGUAUCCACCGGCACAGGAGAAGCCCUACAGAUCGCUGCACGCGUGAGGCAAAACCCGCCAGCCCAGGAGGGAGCCGGCAGGAGCCCCCGUGCCUCCGUCCCCGCACCCGCCUCGGCCCCAUCCAGGGGACACUGGGUGCUGCCAUCGGGCAGCCUGCAGCCUCGGCCCCUCCAGCAACACCCUGGCAGCACAGGAGCAACGUGCACCACCACCCACUCGGGGCACCGGGACCCUGAAUGUCACUCCUCAUUGCUGGAAUCCGCCUUCAGCACAGGGGUCAGGGAGCUGGGGCAUCUUGAAUCUCUUUUGUAUGGAUUUAAAGUGCCUUUUAAUAAAUCGGAGACUCUUCCCAGUA
Molecule: messenger RNA, 1140 nt
Organism: Rhea pennata
Lineage: Eukaryota; Metazoa; Chordata; Aves; Rheiformes; Rheidae
Gene: SLC50A1
Product: solute carrier family 50 member 1
Exons: 6
Coding region: 262-831 (189 amino acids)
Biological process (GO): carbohydrate transport
Cellular component (GO): membrane
Molecular function (GO): sugar transmembrane transporter activity
Source: RefSeq, a predicted model, not a curated record